UUCUCUUAUAAUCCUCAGAUUUUCUCAUUCUGUUUCUCUCUCUAAAACUCCAUCACAGGAGUUAGGACAGAGAAACCAAACCCUCCAAACUCUCUCUCUCUCUGACUAAUCUCAACCUCAAUUCCCUUCCUUCCAUGGAGUCUUCCUACACCUCAUCUCCUUCUUCUUCUUCCUUCUGCUCUUCAACUUCAUCCGACUACUCUACUGGAGCUUCCACCGACACUAAUUCCAAACCUCAAACAACCUCUCCUUCUUCCUCUGUACGACGAGCUCUGCUUCUGGUUCAGUCAGACGAAGUUGAAUCGAAGCUCCAAGGUGCUCGAGAAAUUCGGCGUCUUACUAAAACAUCACAGCGAUGUCGUCGGUUGCUUUCUGAUUCUGUCCUUCCGCUUAUAAAUAUGCUCCGAGUUCGUGACUCGCCCGAGUUGAACGAGUCGGCUCUUCUCGCCAUACUCAACCUCGCCGUUCGCGACGAAAUGAACAAGACGAAAAUUGUUGAAGCCGGAGCAUUAGAACCAAUAAUCAGUUUCUUAACCUCCGAAAAUUCGAAUCUACAGGAGUAUGCAGCUGCUUCUUUGCUUACUUUAUCUGCUUCCGCAAAUAACAAGCCAGUUAUUGGUGCUUCCGGGGCGAUUCCUCUACUUGUCGAAACCCUUAAACAUGGGAGCUCACAAGCCAAGGUUGAUGCUGUAAUGGCACUUUCGAAUCUCUCUACAUAUCCCAACAACCUCAGCACCAUUCUAGAAUCAAAACCGGUCCCAUCCAUCAUUAGUUUGCUUAAAAGCUGUAAGAAAUCUUCAAAGCCUGCUGAAAAAUGCUGCGCUCUGAUAGAAUCUUUGGUGAGUUUCGACGAGGGAAGAUCUGCCUUAACGUCUGAAGAGGGUGGAGUUCUUGCAGUUAUCGAGGUGCUCGAAAACGGCUCUCUUCAGAGCCGUGAACACGCUGUCGGUGCCUUACUGACAAUGUGUCAAAGUGACCGUUGUAAAUACAGGGAACCGAUUCUGAAAGAAGGAGUAAUCCCGGGACUUCUUGAACUAACAGUACAAGGAACACCGAAAUCUCAGUCAAAAGCACAAACCCUUUUGAGGUUACUAAGGGACUCUCCGUACCCGAGAUCUGAACUGGAACCAGACACUCUAGAGAAUAUCGUGUGCAACAUAAUCUCGCAGAUCGAUGGAGACGAACAAUCUGGAAAAGCUAAGAAGAUGCUAGCCGAGAUGGUGCAAGUUAGCAUGGAGCAAAGCUUGAGACAUUUACAGCAAAGGGCUCUGGUAUGCACACCAACCGAUUUACCUAUCAAUGCUAGUUGUACUUCUGAAGUUUCCUCAAAGUAACUGUUUUUUUUUAUUUUCAUGAUGUUUUGUGAUAUAUAUAUAUAUUAAGUUGUCUAUAGAAAAAACGAACCAUCCCUCUUGAGAAAAAUGAAACUAUAGUGAUAUAAAGUAAGAGAUGCCAGUCCAGGCCUUUGUGGUGGUGUCGAGUGACUGGUGAGUGUCAAUAAAAUUAUGUUUAUGUCAGUUUGUUUUGUGUUUGUAAAGAAAACUUGUUGUUGUAUCAAAUUAUGAAAUUCGAGGGCUUGUGUCGUUUUUGUUUUA
This is a messenger RNA of Cannabis sativa, 1595 nucleotides long. RefSeq names its product U-box domain-containing protein 4. Gene Ontology annotation, cellular component: nucleus; cytoplasm. Lineage: Eukaryota; Viridiplantae; Streptophyta; Magnoliopsida; Rosales; Cannabaceae. Bases 135 to 1334 code for a protein of 399 amino acids. The transcript is spliced from 2 exons. Gene Ontology annotation, molecular function: protein binding. The record is from RefSeq and is a predicted model, not a curated record.